This is a messenger RNA of Hordeum vulgare subsp. vulgare (domesticated barley), 1948 nucleotides long. Its product is annotated as hydroxymethylglutaryl-CoA lyase, mitochondrial-like. Bases 331 to 1677 code for a protein of 448 amino acids. The record is from RefSeq and is a predicted model, not a curated record. The transcript has 8 exons. Gene Ontology annotation, biological process: ketone body biosynthetic process; L-leucine catabolic process. Lineage: Eukaryota; Viridiplantae; Streptophyta; Magnoliopsida; Poales; Poaceae. Gene Ontology annotation, molecular function: hydroxymethylglutaryl-CoA lyase activity.
AAGCAAAUCAUUCAAUCCCUUGUAAAAUGGGACAAAUCAUGAUCAUCCAAUCACUCGUUCACGCCGUUGGGGAUAGGGAUGCCCCCACGGCCCGCCCACGAGUGUGCAGGGUCCGGACGCAACUUCUUGCCUUCACUUUCUUCCUACUCUUCACUUCUUCAGUUCGCGUGUUCUCUUCAGUCUUCACGCCUUCGCCCCGGGACCUCGCUGCUUCUAGAAGCUUCUAGAAACACCCUCUCCGCCCCAUCAGCCUAGCCAGGCCUACGUGCUGGUGUAGGCCGACACGACCCGCUGACCCGUGCCGCAUCCUUAGCCCCGGUUGUGCGAAGGAUGCUGGCGUCCAGGGUCUGUUCUAGGUCCGCGUCGCAGUCCUCGACCGCCUCCCCGCGUGCCUUGACUUCCGCAGCGGCCUCGGCGGCUAGGUCCCUUCUGCUGCGGUCCGGCAUGCAGGCUACCCCUGGUCUCUCAGAGCGGCCUUGCCCCGGGAUAGGCGAGGCCGGUGUUCGCAAGGCCGAUGCGCCGCCGCCGUGUUCUUCUUCAGGCGAUUCGCGGCUAAAAUUAUAUGCUUAUGAUAGAGAAGAACAUGCUUGCAGAAGGCAGACAAAUCAAAGGCAUCCGGUGUCUAAUCGAGCCAAGUCUGUCGGAGGGAACCGCCAUGUUCUUUAUGCAAGUUAUCUUUCACAGAACCAACAAAACUACAGAUGUUUUUCGGCUUCUUCCGACCAAGAGAGGAUAGAAGCUGCAAACAGGAUAAUACAUGAUCUGCCAAGGUGUGUGAAAAUUGUAGAAGUUGGGCCUCGAGAUGGACUGCAGAACGAAAAAAAUACAGUGCCAACACCUGUAAAGAUUGAGCUCAUAAAGAGAUUGGCAACCUCUGGAUUAUCAGUUGUUGAGGCAACAAGUUUUGUCUCCCCAAAAUGGGUGCCACAGCUAGCUGAUGCGAAGGAUGUUAUGGAAGUGGUUCGGAAUAUUACAGGUGUAAAUUUUCCUGUAUUGACUCCAAACCUCAAGGGAUUUGAAGCAGCAGCCGCAGCAGGUGCCAAAGAAGUUGCAAUAUUUGCGUCAGCUUCUGAAGCAUUUUCAAAGUCAAACAUAAACUGUUCAAUUAAACAGAGCCUUGUUCGCUAUAAUGAUGUUGCUCUUGCAGCAAAAAAGCAAGAAAUUCCUGUACGAGGGUAUGUUUCUUGUGUGGUUGGAUGCCCAGUAGAAGGAUCAGUACCACCUUCAAAUGUAGCUUAUGUUGCCAAAGAGCUUUAUGACAUGGGCUGCUAUGAGGUUUCGCUUGGUGAUACGAUUGGAGUUGGUACCCCAGGCACAGUUAUACCAAUGCUUGAGGCAGUUAUGUCCGUCGUUCCCGUGGAAAAGCUUGCUGUCCAUUUCCACGACACCUACGGGCAGUCUCUUUCAAACAUACUCGUCUCUCUCCAGAUGGGCGUCAGUGUCGUGGACUCCUCCGUCGCGGGCCUCGGUGGCUGCCCGUAUGCGAAGGGCGCGUCGGGUAAUGUUGCUACCGAGGACGUAGUGUACAUGCUAAACGGGUUGGGGAUCAAGACGGGUGUAGAUCUGGGCAAGGUAAUGGCAGCCGGCGAGUUCAUCUGCAAGCACCUGGGGCGCCAGUCUGGGUCCAAGGCAGCUACCGCCUUGAGCAAGGUCACAGCGAGCGCCUCAAAGCUAUGAGGCUGCUCUUAGUGCUGUUACUCCGUAACAUCAUAAUGGCAUGUCCGUUUAUCGUAUGCAGUGACCCCCUGUUGAAGAAGAUACAUGUACAAUACCGAAACCCAAAAAAGUACUCCCUCCGUUUAAGACGAUUUCGCAGUUCAAUCUGUACUGCCAAAACGUCUUAUAUUUAUGAACAGAGGUGGUACAUAAAAUGAAUAAAUGGCACAUACUGUAUGAUGUUCUGCCUAAUGAAAUGGCAUUCUGAGCCGCUCUCGUUUCUCCCGGAUAA